Numida meleagris (helmeted guineafowl) is the source of this 8807-nucleotide messenger RNA. It is a transcript of the gene PLCB2, whose product is annotated as phospholipase C beta 2. The record is from RefSeq and is a predicted model, not a curated record. NCBI's taxonomy places the organism in Eukaryota, Metazoa, Chordata, Aves, Galliformes, Numididae. The transcript is spliced from 32 exons. The coding region runs from base 2597 to 6232 and encodes 1211 amino acids. Gene Ontology annotation, molecular function: phosphatidylinositol-4,5-bisphosphate phospholipase C activity; calcium ion binding. Gene Ontology annotation, biological process: phosphatidylinositol-mediated signaling; lipid catabolic process.
UUCACUAGAGGACAGCAUUACACAUUGCAAAGUAGAAUUGGAAUGGAAUGGAAAAGAUUUCUUACAGGUUUCAGAAAUGGGUGAGCUAGAAAUAGGUUGGGGUUGAGGUUACAGAGUAAUUUGCUAGAACUCCGGAGCCAACCAGUCAAGGUGGUUCCUAUGUAGCAUGACUUAAAAGCAGCAUCUACAAACCUUACUGUGUAAAAUCGGCAGAGGAUGGGACGGACUAUCUUGCCUCUGUAUGUACUUGGUGGGAUUUAGGGGCAGCUGAAUAGGUAGGACAGAGGAGAUAAGGGAUGCUUGGGGGGAGGAAGAAAGAGGGAAUGUGUUUGAUAUCAAAACUCUUGUAAUUGGUGGGAUGUCCAGUGGAUGAAGGUAAAGGGUGAGAGCAAAGGAGGUGCAGUGGAUGCGGGAUGGCUGCAGACCAGGUGAUGGGUGUUGCAGGAGGAAAAAAUGAAGGGCGGUCAAAAGAAAUGUCGCUCAAAGUGCUGUUGCUUCUGCCUGCUUUGAUAUCAGAGCUUUCAAGCAGAGGGCAGGACGGUUUUAUUCUAUCACCGUUCCAUCAGCUGUCUCUUCGUGCGAGACGCAGAAGCUCUGCCGCAGAGCAAGGAGUGUGAAAUGAGAGAUAAGGAGGUUAUGUAAGGCUGUGCAAAAGGAAGCGAGCCGCAGCCGGAGUGACCAUCUUUAUGCAGCCAGAGGUGUUGGCACUUGUCACUGCAGCACCAGGCAGCCUCUGAGGACAGUGCUGGCUUGGUUGCUUCUUCAUAUUUUUUGUAUUCCUUAUUUUAUUCUUCCGAGAAAGCUGACAGUGUUGGGAAGAGACAGCUGUUAAUUACACAGGUCUGAGAGAAUUCGGGAGAGAAGCAGAGAUCCUGGUUCUGGCAAGAGGCAGGCGUUGCUUGUGAAGCAGUAAUGACAUUUGUGGUAAAUACAGGAUGGCCCCUGGAAGCAGGAGCUGUGACUUCCUGGUUCUCCCUGCGGUCCCUCUGCUUCUGGCAGCACCAGCUGACAAAGCUCGUGCUGCCUCUCGCUUCUUCACAGACGUGUUCUGCAAGGACUGCCUUCAAUGCUUUGUGUUGCAGAGGACUGGAGGACUGCAGCACUCCUGGACGAGUUCAGUGCUUUUUAUCCUUGUCAUCGGUGCUCUGUAAGUUAAAGAAAAGAAGCCCUGGUACUGCUCUGGCCUUGCAGGAGGGAUCAACUGAGAGUAGCUGCAUUUUUCUCUCCUCACUGGAGCUUACUGUGGCCUCCCUCUAUACAUACCCAGGCCUGAAGGUCUGUUCCUAAGCUGCUCACAAGGAGAACAGAGAACAAAACCACUCAGCAGUGUGUGGGUUGUUUCCCUGACAUUUAUGCCAAGUCACACACUGUUGGUGAUGUGCCUGAGCUCCUCCGCCUUAGCCUUUGGGACCUGGGCAGCCACUGUCAUCUGCUUGGCUUGGGAGUUAAGAGCCCAAGCAAGCAGCUCCUGAUUAUGCUGCUGCGGGACUGAAGCACCCCGCUGUUCUCCUAGCACAUGCAACUUGGACACACGUGCACAGGUUAUGAGACUAGAAGUGGUACAUGCCUAUGUCCCAGGCUCAGCCGUGACACUGAGCAACCACAGUCUUGCAAAGCACACCGGUGAGUGCAGAAAACUCAGUAGGAGCUGGCAACGUGAACGCUCUCUUAUUUGCUUUUUCUCAGGCAGAUAAACCCUUGAAGGAAAAGUAAAGGGGUGUGCUCAGCAUGGUUGUCUGACAGUUGCUGCCAUCUUUGAUUUUUACAGCAAUAGCACUUCUUACAACCUUCUGUUCCACUGUCCAUCACCUCCCUGCAGCUUCACUGAUACAGUCCUCACCUACAUCUCCCCCGUGCUGUGUUCCUAGAGAGCCUGCAGCAGAGCCAGCACAAUUUUGCAAUUCCUGGGUGCUCUCGUGAACGUUUCAUUCUGGCUGCCUGAAACUCCCACCUGCCCUGCCGCUCCGUCUCGCUUAGAGGUUGGCAUGCAGAAGAAACCUGUAGGACAAAGGAAAAAAGUGAAGCUGGGCAGCGCUGCCAGCGACCCCGCGAUCGGAGUCUUGUGCAUGAUAUGCGGCCUGAUUGCAUGAAGGGGGCAGUCUGCUUGUAGCCAAACCCCGCGCUGCUCGGUAACCACAUCUGCUGAAAUGGUUUGGAGCGUCGGCUGGCAAUGCCUGCGCUUCGUCAAAGAAAACAUUUAAGGAAGUUCCCCUGCGGAAGUGCUGCGAGCAGCGCGCUUCGCAAGCGGAGCUCCGAGGAGCAGGUCCCUCCCUGGGACGGCGUGCGUGCAUGUGUGCCCACGCGGGCAUCUCCGCUCAUCGCAGGCUUCCCUCCAGGUGACCCCGGGCUGCGUGUCUCUGUGCGUGUUUGGAGAGCUGGUGAUUUACAAUGCAGAUUCGUCGGUCCUCGCCUGCCUGUUGUUGCCCCUCCUAAAUUUGACUGGGAUAUAAGAGGCUGUUUGCUCUCUGAUGCCAACAGUGGCGAUGGCAGAGAGCCCUGCCAUGUGAGAGGCAGAGAUAGAGGAGAGGGGGCGAAGGAGGAGUAAACUGUGCAACUCCUAUUGCUUCUGCUAGCUGAGGAGCACAUCUCCGGGACAAUGUCAAUGCUUACCCCUGUCCUGCAGCCCCCAGAGGUGAAGGAGUAUCUGUCCAAGGGCGAACGCUUCAUCAAAUGGGACGAUGAAACUGCGAGUGCUUCUCCUGUGAUUCUUCGGGUGGAUCCAAAGGGCUUUUAUUUAUACUGGACGUAUCAGAACAAGGAAAUGGAAAUUCUGGAUAUAACCAGCAUCCGAGACACCCGAGUAGGGCGAUUUGCCAAAAUCCCCAAGUGCCAGAAGCUCCGUGAGGUUUUUAACUUGGAUUACCCUCACAGCACCUUUCUGCUGAAAACUCUGACCGUUGUAUCCGGCCCUGACAUGGUGGACCUCACUUUCCAUAACUUCGUGUCCUACAAGGAGAAUGUUGGCAAGAGCUGGGCUGAGGAUAUUAUGGCCAUUGUUCAGAAUCCCCUUACAUACAACGCUUCUCGGUACACCUUCCUAGAGAAAAUCCUGGUGAAGCUGAAGAUGCAGCUGAAUGCAGAGGGAAAGAUUCCUGUCAGGAAUAUUUUUCAGAUGUUUCCCGCAGAUAGGAAGAGGGUGGAAGCAGCAUUAAGUGCUUGUCAUCUUCCAAAAGGCAAGAAUGAUGCCAUCAACCCAGAGGACUUCCCUGAGACCGUGUAUAAAACUUUCCUCAUGAAUCUGUGUCCACGGCCUGAGAUUGAUGAGAUAUUUACUUCACACCAUUUCAAAGCAAAGCCCUACAUGACCAAAGAACACUUGGCAAAGUUUAUCAACAAGAAGCAGCGAGACUCUCGCCUCAAUGACAUCCUCUUCCCGCCAGCAAAACCUGAGCAGGUGCAGAGCCUGAUAGAGAAAUAUGAGCCCAGCGUCAUUAACAUCCAGAGAGGGCAGUUGUCUCCAGAGGGAAUGGUCUGGUUUCUCUGCGGCCCUGAGAACAACGUGAUAGCACUGGACAAAUUGCUGCUGUAUCAGGACAUGACACAGCCGCUCUCACACUACUUCAUCAAUUCAUCACACAACACUUAUUUAACAGCCGGCCAGUUUUCUGGUAUCUCAUCUCCCGAAAUGUAUCGUCAGACGCUGCUGGCCGGGUGUCGCUGUGUGGAGCUGGAUUGCUGGAAGGGCCGUCCCCCAGACGAGGAGCCCAUCAUCACUCACGGCUUCACCAUGACAACGGAAAUCCUCUUCAAGGAUGCCAUUGAGGCCAUUGCAGAAAGUGCUUUCAAAACAUCUCUUUACCCUGUCAUCCUCUCCUUUGAGAACCACGUGGACUCGCCCAAGCAGCAGGCAAAGAUGGCUGAGUACUGCCGAACCAUAUUUGGAGAUAUGCUGCUGACAGAGCCUCUGGAGAAAUACCCGCUGAAGCCAGGAGUUCCUCUGCCAAGUCCUAAGGAUCUCUUAGGGAAAAUCUUAAUAAAGAACAAAAAGAAACAGUUUGUAUCUGAGAAGAGGCAGAAUUCUAUGAAGAAGGGGAAGAAUGUGGAACCAGAAAUCACUGAGCAGCCAGCACUUACGGAUGCCGAAGAUACUGUCUGGGCAGGCGAUGUGGCUGAAGAGGAACCAGAGGAAGAGGAUGAUCAGCUGGGAAACCUGGAUGAAGAGGAAAUCAAAAAGAUGCAAUCAGAUGAGGGCACUGCUGGUUUGGAAGUGACAGCGUACGAGGAAAUGUCCAGCCUCGUUAAUUACAUACAGCCCAUCAAAUUUGACUCCUUUGAAGUCUCUGCCCAGAAGAACCGGAGUUAUGUCAUCUCUUCCUUCACGGAGCUGAAGGCUUAUGAUCUGCUGACCAAGUUCCCUAUGCAGUUUGUGGAAUACAACAAGCGCCAGAUGAGCCGGAUUUACCCCAAAGGCACCCGGAUGGACUCCUCCAAUUACAUGCCCCAGAUGUUCUGGAAUGUUGGCUGUCAGAUGGUGGCACUGAACUUCCAGACCAUGGACGUCCCCAUGCAGCAGAACAUGGCUCUGUUUGAGUUCAACGGCCAGUGUGGCUAUCUGCUCAAGCACGAAUUCAUGCGGCGUCCAGACAAGCAGUUUGACCCUUUCUCAGUGGACCGCAUUGAUGUGGUGGUGGCAAGCACCCUGUCUGUCACGAUACUUUCUGGUCAGUUCCUCUCAGACCGCAGCGUGAAGACGUAUGUGGAAGUGGAGCUGUUUGGGUUGCCAAGGGACACGAAGCGCAAAUACAGAACCAAACUGACCUCCACCGCCAAUUCCAUCAAUCCCGUUUGGAAAGAAGAACCUUUUGUUUUUGAAAAGAUCAUGAUGCCUGAGCUGGCGUCACUGAAAAUUGCAGCUUUUGAGGAAGGAGGGAAGUUCAUUGGUCAUCGUGUCAUUCCCAUUACUGCAGUGCACUCGGGCUAUCACCACGUUUGUCUCCGCAGUGAAAGUAACAUGCCGCUCACCAUGCCCUCUCUAUUUGUGUACCUGGAAGUCAAGGAUUACGUCCCUGAUGCUUGGGCAGAUCUGACUAUUGCUCUCUCCAAUCCAAUUAAGUUCUUCAAUCUGCAAGAAAAGAGAUCAGUUAAUCUGAAAGAUGGCUCGGAGGUGGAGAGGCCUGACAUGCAGAGGAACUUCUCAUUCUCUGAAAAUAAUGGGAUAGCAGAGUCCUCCAGGAAAUUCAGCACCCCUUUUGCAAACGGGCCUGCAGGAGCAGCAGCUCUGGUCAAGGAUGGAAACGUGAAGGAAGUGACACAGCUUGCAGAGCCUCAGACAGCCAGCCUCGCAGAGCUGCAGCAGAUGAAGCUCUUCCUGAAGCUGCUGAAGAAGCAGGAGAAAGAGCUGAAGGAGCUGGAGCGGAAAGGAAGUAAACGGAGAGAAGAGUUGCUGCAGAAAUAUUCUGUUCUCUUUUUGGAGCCUGUCUGCCCUGGAGGCAAGAAAAGGUCGAUGCACUCCAGGAAAACCCAGAAGAAGAGGAGCUUGACAGCAGGUGAUGCUGGUACCUGCGUGCAUCCUGUAGAAAUGGCAGAAAGCCUUGAUAGCCGAGUUGUGGAACUGAAAGAGAGGCUGGAGAUGGAGCUUGUCCGCCUGGGGGAAGAAUACCAUGAUGGGAUUCGAAGGAGGAAAGAGCAGCACGCCACAGAGCAAACGGCCAAGAUAACAGAGCUAGCCAGAGAGAAGCAGACAGCUGAGCUGAAAGCACUGAAGGAGUCAUCAGAAAGCAACAUUAAAGACAUUAAGAAGAAGCUGGAGGCGAAGCGAGUGGACCGAAUCCAAGUCAUGAUGAGGAGUACUAGCGACAAGGCUGCUCAGGAGAGGUUGAAGAAAGAAAUUAAUAACUCUCACAUCCAGGAAGUGGUCCAAACAAUCAAACUGCUGACAGAAAAGACAGCCAGGUAUCAGCAGAAGCUGGAAGAGAAGCAGGCAGAGAAUCUGAGGGCAAUCCAAGAGAAAGAAAGCCAGCUCCAGCAGGAGGCAGCGGCAGAAUACGAGGAGAAAUUGAAAAGUCUGAGUGUGGAGGUGCAGGAGACAGUGAAGAACUACAUGAGAGAGGUCUUUCCUGAGGGGCCAGAGAUUCAGAAGGAAGCAGUUCUGAGCAGGCCCGUGGAAGAACAAGGCUCUACCAAGCAACUAGAAGAGAAGAGCCCAGCAGCAGAGGUGUCAAGGCUGACAGCAGCUACGGCUGAGCCUCCAGGAGCCAAAACAGACAUCAAUUUUGAGGAAAGCAUACUGUGAGUGAUGCUUCCCUUACUGUUCCACUUCAGGAAUGCUUACGGACAUACGGAAUGAAGUUUAAGACCAGCUUGGCAAACUACUCUCUCUUCCCAUGCUGGGUAACUCCUGAAAUCCUUCAGGAAUUUACUACUUAGUUAUUCUAGGUAUUGGAAAUAGUCUGAGGAGCUCGCCUUUCAGCGAGCGCUUCUCUCUCCUUAGCACCAAGGCGUUUCAGCAGUGGGGCUGAAGACAAAGCUGGUUGUUGACACUGACAACAGCAUCUACAUUAAUAUUUUGGUCUGGGUUCACUUGUCAGUUUUCAGAGCAAGUUUCCUCAUUGUCCAUUACACCUGUUCACACCAGAGCAGUCUCAGAGCUAGAUCCCUCUGAACCAAAUUUAACUAAGAGGCGCUCAGCAGUCGUCCACCAACCCUGCUCCAACCAACUGAGAGCCAGCCUGGAAAAAAAGCCCCUGAAAUGCACACGAGUGGAAGUGGCAGAGGCACAGGAGAAACCGUUGCUCCCUAAAGUGCCAUUCCCCCUGGCAACACUACCUGCUAAUGUAACGCAGCCCCUGGUUGUAGGAGGAAAGGUCAGUUUGAAUCUCAUGUCUGUUGGUUUGUUUGUUAGCAUACCACUUCCUUGCACAACCAGUAUUGGCUUUUUAGUUGGUUUCUUUCUCCCCACAGGCAGAUGAGGACAGUUUGCAGUGCACUGCUAUACAAUAUCAAUCAGCAUUUCUUUCUGUGGAAAUGUGCACUGCCAGCAUUCUGGCUGGUUUUUUUUUUCCUCCUCCUUUCUUUUCAACUUCCUCUUACCCCAGGGGCUGAUUCUCACUCCCAAUUUUGACUUUAUGGCUUUGGUAUGCCUUCAGGCAACUUCUUAGAUCUGGAUCCAGUAUCUCCCAAGACCCUUCCAGUCUUCAGCAGGCUUCUUGGGUAAUUAUAAGGCACACCAUGAGGAGCCUAAGAGCCUUACUUAGCAUGGGUUCCUGCUAUCACAAACACACUUGCAGAGUUCUCUACUACCAUAAUUAGACACUUGCAGAGCAUCAUUGCAACUUUUGCCAAUGAAGCUAAAUUAGCUCCACGUUACUUAGGAUUACAACCUUGACCAAAAUCUCUCGGCUGCUUGAAAAUAAUUAUGUUGAUCAAAUAAAGAGCAGACUGCCCCUAAGAGUAUCUCACACAGAAAGCUGAGCACAAAAAACACAUUGCAUCUGUUCAAGUAGCAGAAAGAACAGCAGUUCUCUGAAGCUUCCUUUACCUGCUGCCAGCCCUGUUAAUGAAUGACAGCGAUGGGCUCAACAGUGAUGUGCACAAUCUGCUCCUUGCUGCUGGGAAAGCCCAGCUCCUCAAAUAAUUCCCAUGGGCUUUGGGACCUUGAGUGUAAGACAGCACACUGCUUCGGUUUGAAGGUGUAGCGCUCAGACGUAGCUCCAAAGCCUCAGUCACUUCCCAUUUCUCCAUGAAUUACAGCCACCUGCAACUAACAACAAUUUUCCCCCUUUGGUGACAUAACAAAUAAGUCUUGUUCCACAGCCUAACUGAAGGAAAACUGCCCAGCUGCAUGACUUCAAAGACAAAUGGUUCUCAGGCUCUUUUAGCCCUAGCAGAUAACUGCUGCUGUCUGUCUUCACUCACACAAAGCCUUCCAGCAGAACACACCUGGAGGGUCAGGUUCCCAAAAUCUCAGCUUUGUUGUGCAGCAGAAAAAAGGGCACAUUCCUCUUAGCCAUCUUUCCACUUCCACUUUCUAGGACAGCAAAGCCUUAUUUUGUGAAUGCAGAACUCACAUCACAGUCCCCUGCCUCCACACGCAUUUUCUUCCUCUCACCUGUGUUAUGACUUUGUGCACUGAGCCGCUUCGGCACAGCGAGUUCUCACUCAUCCAGGAGGAAGGAACUGGAAACAUAUGGCCCAACUCUUUUCCUAGCACCAUGUAAGGCAGACUUUGCUUACGGAUCCUAAAAAAGGAGGAAAUAGCAAUAAUUCAGCACAGAACAAGAAACAUCCCAGCCUUCCUCCUAUCAAGUCCUGUAUGCCUUGACACCAGCGGCUACAGCCCCUUGCUUUAAUGCACCCACUGAUGCAUUUGGCCACCCAAGCCACCACCGUGCUGCGGAGGGUGGAGAAUCUUUAAACCCAGCCAUGGCAGAUAAACAUGUGAGAACAGGGCCUGAAAAGCUGCUCUUAUCAGUGAAACCUUUGCCCUUAAAUUGAGACCAUGUGUUCCUAACUGCAGCAAGAGUUUCUCUCCCCUCCCUAGGACGUGCCACUGCAGUAUCACCUAUUAGCCUUCCCCACCCCUUGACUUGUUCUUCAGGUUUCUGUCUUUUCUGGAAAAGUGAGCUCAGGCAUGGUGAGCCUACAGCAUGCAGUGGUUGUCACAUGAGAGCUGUUACACCUAGAAACUGCACUGGGGAACGCAUCGUGAAGUGCUGCUAUAAAAACCAGCUCGAGUAGGUAUGAGAUGAGAUGUUCCAAACCUGGUCUGACACGCAAGAAGAGACCAUACCUCCCUGUGGUGUUAACAUAGUACUGGAAUUGUGUGUUGUACAUUUCUGACUUAUUUAUUUUCUAAAGUAAUAAAACGU